This is a messenger RNA of Rotaria sp. Silwood1, 1158 nucleotides long. NCBI's taxonomy places the organism in Eukaryota, Metazoa, Rotifera, Eurotatoria, Philodinida, Philodinidae. The record is from the annotation of a GenBank genome assembly.
AUGUUGAAAACUAUUCUUAUUGUUAUUAUUUCACUUGGUUUACAAGUGGUAAAUGGAAAUUUAGAACUUGCACUCCAGUCUUUUCUGGCAUCGGCCAAGGCAAAAACUUCAUCACAAAAUAAUUAUGAUGAUGUUAGGAAUUUAUACGAGUUAUACAAAAUACAAUUCAAACGAGAUUUAAAAGCAAAAAGUGAUGAUGACCUUCGUUUUAAAGCAUUUAAUAUGAGAUUGAAUGAAAUUCUUGAUCAUAGUCGACAAGGUAACAAAUCAUAUGCUCUUGGACUUAAUGAUCAUUCUGAUUGGACAGAAGAUGAGUGGAGAAUAUUACAAAGGGGUGCUCGAUUGCCUAAAGGAAACUUUAGUCAUAUGAGUAUGAAAUCGAGUGAUCGUUUAUUAACAUGGCAAGGAAAGUUAUUAGAAGGUGUCAUGAGUGUACCGGCAUCGUAUGACUUGACGAGAAUGGUUGUUUCAGGAACGAAUGUGCCAGUUGUUUUACAAAUAAAAAAUCAAGGACAGUGUGGAUCGUGUUAUUCAUUCGCUUUUAUUUGUUUGCUUGAAUUUCAAUAUGCUAUUCAAUUGAAGCAAAGUGCUAGUUUGAGCGAACAACAGAUUGUUGAUUGUUCAACGGGUGACCAUGGCUGUAAUGGAGGUUGGAUUUCUUCCUCCUUUGGCUAUUUACAAAAUAAUCAAUGGCAAGUCAAUGGUGCCCCAUACUAUCCCUACAGGGCUUCACAAGGCAGUUGUGCAUUUAGAAGUAGUGGAGGUGGUGGAGUGAAAUUUGGAAGACUUGGUUACUGGAAUGCUAUGAAAAGUUCCUCUACUGCUGCUGCUGACAUGCAACAAGCUCUAGUCAGCUAUGGACCUUUGUACGUGGCACUUUUCGUUGGUAAUGACAAUUACAGAAGUGUUUCUACGGUAUUUCAAGGUUACAAAAGUGGUAUUAUUGAUAUAAAUGGAUGUCCAUCUUCAAGUUAUAGUAUAAACCAUGCUGUUGUCAUUAUUGGCUAUGGAGUUGAUUCGGCGACAGGCAUACCUUAUUGGAAAGUGAGAAAUAGUUGGGGAACUUGGUGGGGAGAAAAUGGCUAUUUUAGAAUACGACGUGGUGUGAACAUGUGUGCUAUUGAAUCCGUGCCAUUCUUCAUUGCACAACCUGCCUAA